Molecule: messenger RNA, 1161 nt
Organism: Nyctereutes procyonoides (raccoon dog)
Lineage: Eukaryota; Metazoa; Chordata; Mammalia; Carnivora; Canidae
Gene: MEIKIN
Product: meiotic kinetochore factor
Exons: 13
Coding region: 1-1161 (386 amino acids)
Biological process (GO): homologous chromosome segregation; female meiosis chromosome segregation; meiotic sister chromatid cohesion, centromeric
Cellular component (GO): kinetochore
Source: RefSeq, a predicted model, not a curated record
AUGUGGUCGCUGCAGGUCUAUACCCGCAAGAAGCGGGCCGGCCAGAGGCUCAACCUAACCCCAACACCGGACCAAGGCCCCACUGCGAAGGCAGAGCCUCCCCUGGUUCCAGGCAGAAGGCACUCCGCGCACCGCCUGAAAGGGAAAAUGCACCGUCUGCAGAAGAUCUCGGAGAAGGCCGAGUGCAGUGGGCGGGGAGGUGGCGGCCCUCGGCCGCGGAGCACUCAGCUAAGAGUUACAGGACAGAAAAGCCUGCAAGAAAAUGUCACUAAUGAAGAGCCCGCGGAUGAGAAGGCUGCACCAUUGAGUGAGUCAGUGCCUAAUGACCUCCAGGUUGACAGUAGUUCAUCCAAUAGUGAGCUAGUAUCAGGACUAACUUCCCAGCAUAUUUCUAGUUCUUUUCCAAGCUAUUCAUUGACAGACUCUUACACAGAAUACAAGAGUUUUGAAGAGAGUUUAAGUAGCUUUCCAUCACCUGAACUCUUCAGAGGAUCAGAUUAUUUAGAUUGGGAAUGUCCCAAGUUGGAAGAACACAUGCGAUGCAAGAAUUCCACUCUUCUGGAUACCAGUAAAGCAGUAACAAUAGAGAAGGUACCACAGUUUUCAAACCUCUCUGCAAUUUUAGGUACCUCUUCAGGAGACUCUCAAAAAUGCCAUAGAGAAAUAGUGAUGACAUUAGCAGGCCAAAAUAUUUCUCCAAAACCAAAGAAUACUUCACAUUCAGAAUCAGAUAAUGCAGCUUGUGAAGUUUUACUUGCUGAGAAAACUUAUCUUUCAGCCCCUGAAAAAACGAAGAAAAAAAGAACAAAUUCUAGUACUCCUGGUAAGAAAAGCAGAGGCCUCUUAACAAGUACUCCAUCCUCGAAAACUGCUGGUUUGGUGAUUGAUUUGUCCUCAGUGCAGAAAGCAUCUUUUGAAGAACUACUUCCAAAUGUCAGCAAUUAUGUUAAUUCAAAUGAAAUUGUUCCUGUUUCAAAUUUGCAAGAAAACUCUUCAGAUGAGUUUCCUUCAAAUACUUCAGAAAUAUGUUGUAUUAUUAGAGCAACACCAGGAACUAGACAAGUGAAAAGUAAAGAUGUUAUUGUAAAGAAGAAGAAAUAUUCUGCACCUAAAGAUAUUCCCCAAGAUAUUAUGGUACAAGUGGCAGAGCAUCUUGCAUAG